Messenger RNA from Porites evermanni, 15086 nucleotides. The record is from the annotation of a GenBank genome assembly. NCBI's taxonomy places the organism in Eukaryota, Metazoa, Cnidaria, Anthozoa, Scleractinia, Poritidae.
AUGUUGAAAAGACGAUCUCAGUCGACAGAUAUAACACCUUUGGUGAACAGUGCAGUUGAGAAACUGCAGGAACUUGGUAUGGAAUGAAUGAUUGCUGCUAUAGAUCCAAAAUUAAUUGUCCAGUUCUUCUGCAGUUAUAGUAAUUUGUCUUCCAGUUCUAUUAAUUUUUUGUGAUUGAUGUAAAUAUUUAUGUUCCUAGGGCAUAAUGUCAAGACAAGCAAACACAGUGUUGAACCAGUGGAUACCUCUGGCUUGGAUAUUGUCAUUAAAGCCCUCAAAGACUUGGUAAGCUUUAAAGAGUUUUCGAAUUAUAGGUAGAACUACGAUCAUAGCUAGUCCUGAAGCUAAAGGUAUUGGGCAGGCUACCACUUUCUACCUCUUUUUCUUCUUCUUUCCCUGGCCCCGUUGUUCUGUUAUAUCUCAACACUGAAUAGAGGGGAUCGGGGAGUGUUUAGCAAAUUUAGGGAAAAGCAUCUCUUUUGGUAAACUGCAUGGAGUAAAGCAGUGAUGCUGUUAAGUUGUACGUUCAAAGUAGAUGGUGAACAUGCAGGCUCUGUAGCUAGUUUCACAUUACCCUUGAGUCGUGAGAGAUUCCUUGUAGGCUGUGGGUCAGGUUGUUCCCUUGUGACAGAGCAGCACCAGACUGGAUUAUGGUAUUUUUUGUUGAUGCCAUCUUCUCCAGAUGGAUCCUAAGGAUUUGGCUUGUUUCAAGAUUUUUAAUUGUUUUUACUUCCAAAUUCUGUAAAAAAAAUACCAUUCCAGACCUUUCAAAGUGGAUAGAAGUUUCAUGCACAACUAGGUUGAAGGGGCAGGGAUGCGGGUACUCCGGUGAAACUAUACCUAAAAUUCCUGAACAUCUCUGGGCUGACUAACCUAGUCUUGUCCUCAGUUGUCUCUCACUUAUCCCUACUCAAGGGAUUAGUGCCUAGGAGGUGCCAGCAUGCAAAGAAUGUCAUGCUAGCUGAUAGGUCAGGGCUAAUGGAUGUUCGGAUUGCUCUAGUGAAUUCUCUUCUUAAUUUGCUCAAGGGACAAGUGGACUUUUGUGGGGGAAUUCAAAUUACAGAUUAAAGGACUUUAAUCAGGAAAUUCAAAAUUCAUGUCAAUUUAAAGCUGUUUUUUCAAGGUAACCAGAUGAAGCCAAAUAAUUAUUAUUACAGUUUUAUUACAAUGAAUAACAAUAAAGCAAAUGAUUAUUAAUAGCUAAUGGUGUUAUAAUAAGUUAAUAAAUUAAUAAUAAUAAAUUAAUUAUUGGUCCUGCUCAUCAAAUUUUUUUGGUGGGGGGUGGGUGGGGGGGGGGACUAGCUUGAGUGACUUUUGGGCUAGUACAUGCUAGGUACAGCUUGCCCUUCAUCUGUAAAACUGACCCUAUGCACCAGCUGGAUCCAUGCAUGAGGGGUGAAGGGGAGGGGGAGAAUUAGAAGGAAGAGGCCUUCAGCUUUCUUCCCAUUAUCUUUAUUGACUUCUCGUGCUUGUCUUCCGAAACGACAUAUAAAUCUUAAGAGACAACUCGGAAUGAGGAAGACCCAUGCAAUCACCUUCAGUUCUACAGUUUAGAGGGGUUCACCAAUGCAUCUUUGACAGACAAACAAGGCUGAAAAUAUGGCUAUGACAACUGUCUGAGCUCAGUUUUCACAAAGGAUAACAGUGGCUUUUUCCAAGUUGCAGGAAGUUUAAGUGUCUAUAUUCAAAACAAUAUAGUAUGUUGUAGUUCAAAAUGAAGUUUAAGUCAAUAUGGUUUCAACCUAGAUCAAUUCUGAAUUUGCUUUGUUUCUUAACCCUGAUUAUACAUGAACGGGCUAGAAGAUAAGGGAAAUUGAGAAUCAACCCAAAUUAAAACCAUUUUAUCCUUUCAUUUUGACCCAGUGAGGGGAAACCUGGGAUGUUAUUUUUUUGGCUAAAAAUCUUGAUUGUUUCAGGAAACAGAGAGACUAAAAUUGCAUGAGUUGCUGGAGACAGAAACCAUUACAGCAAGUGUUCUACGCUACAAGUUGCAGUAUUUCCCAAGUGAUAUCAAGAAUGAAAUACAAGGUACACCGUUGAUGAGUAUAAUUUAUUUUUAUUUCUUUCUAGUGCUUAUUCAUGCCUUAUUCUGGGAACUAAGUGGAAUGCAAAAUAUUCUUUAGUUAUGGCAGCCUUAUGGGUGACCAUCAAGGAGAAUAUAUUUAUGCAGUAAAAUGGAGCUAGUAUAGUCUUUUUUAGAAGGUUUUAACUGGGCAGUUACUUCUGUCUUUACUAAAGCAUUGGUUCCAAAGAUCAAGCCUCCCACAGAUGGUCAGGACAAUUUUUUAGAUAUUGAAUGCUGGAAAACCUUGAUUGGGAACAAUGAACUAACAUGGGAAAAUUAUUGAUGAGGUAUUUGCCUGAAAAGAAAAAAUCUUACGAACACAAAUCUCAAAGGCUUUGUUAUGAUUACUCUUUAGCUGCUGUUUACUCAGCAAGACAAUCAAAUGAAGCAGAAAUCAAGAGAUUAAAAGUAAGUACAUUAAAAAGAAGUUGAAUUUUUCCAGGAGACAUGACUUGUAAAUUAAGCUUUUUUAAAUCUCGUCAUUUACGGAAAUUUGAUCUUGUUACCAAUUAUUACAAAAGGCCUAUUGUUUUCUCGUAGGAACCAAACCAACUGCUUGUUUAAAUAUUAUCAGGGUUUAUUCUAGCGCACGUCCUUGCAGGAUUUCCACAAUUUGGAAAAAAAUGCCACAUAAGAUUUGCGUUUGUGCGUCAAAUGGAGCACCAAAAAUGGACCCAAGGAUAAGUACUAUUUUUUUGAAAUAAAGAAUUCGAAAACAUCACUGACAACAACACUGAUUUGAUGGCUGCUCUAUAAACUUACUUUGAACUUUUAUAGCCUCGUACUCUCUCAGUUGCCUUUCUCUCCUUCGUUUGAGUCCUUAUUUCACCAGACAAACAUCCGGGAUUCUGUUGUAUUUCGAACCCAGGCUUUUUCAGUUGCCCAGAAUGUUCCAAAAUGGCGGCAAAGAGUCAAUAAAUGUUCGUUUUCUCACGGAACAGUCUGCACCAAUACCUUUUGGGGGACCCCCUUUCUUGGACCCCCUUUAGGGAAAAGGGCCCCCUAAAAUUACAGAAGGGGACCCAUUUGACCCUCAUUAGCCAAUUUCUAGAAUAAACCUUGUAUUAAUUAAGGACUAAAAAUUCCUUCAAAAUCCCAACUUGGGAUUGCACAGCAAAGAGAAAUUAGAUUAACCAUUAUUUUUGUUGCUGGGGUGUUUUAGACACAUCUGAACACAAUCAUCAAGAACAUUAAGUCCUUGGAGGAAAGGCAUCAAGACCUUGCAAAAGAAAAUGCAAAACUGGAGUAAGUUACUAGUAACUGUAUGUUGCAAUAAAAAAUACAGGGUCAACUUGCUCUCUAAAAGAGAGGUCAGUGGGACUCUUCUUUUCAGUGAGAUGUAAUUUUUAAAUUUAAUUCAAGUCAAAAUUUUUUAGCCUUCAUUUGAAGGUCAACUGAUUGUCAAUUUCCUUUAUCCCUUUGCCCUAAUUUCUGAAUAGUUUGGGCUAGGAGAGAAAGGUAUUAAAUCGAGAAUCAAUCCAGGUAAAAAGGUUUAACCUUAAUUUGACCUAUUAGUCAUGUGCACUUUGUAAAAAGUGUCUGUAAGUGAGGGUUGGUUGGGAGAGUUACCAAACUAUAAAAUGACAACAGAUGUUCAGAAAUAAAAACACAGGUGUCAUCACAAAACUUGAUAAAAAGUGCUAGUGUGGAAAUCAGACAAAAUUUAUGUAUUAAAUCAGUUUGAUAUAUCCGUGUUGCGGAAUUUUCUUUUUAGGCCUGAACGGAAUGAUAUGCAAACAGGGCAUGAUGAAAUCAUUGCGCUUCUCAAUCAAAAGAUGGCUGACAAGGCAAGGUAAGGGGUUUACAAUAUAAAUGUUCAAAAUCCACUGAGCAAGAAAAAAGAUUCACAGUCACCCAUGCAGGUUCUUAACAGUUUUCGUCUGAUUUUUAAGGCCAGUGUCUUGUUUUAUCAACUUGCCUUCAUACAUUAAGAUCCAAUGUCUUCUUGAGGCUGGACUUACAAUCUUGGACAGCAAACCCCCAUCCACCCCCCCCUGCACACCCCCACCCCCCCUCCAAAAAUCAUUUCCCAUCUUUUAUUUGGGGGAGAGGGGAGGUCUAGGUUUGCCAUUUAUUUUGUCCAAGAUUGUAGCCUGAUAUUUUGAUAUCAGCUUAGAAGGGGUCUUGUUUUCUAGGGUAGCUGCAAACGUGUUGCAAGUUUCACAGUUUAAGUGAUCAUUACCAUUGUUCACUCACUCACAUUCAUUGACUCACUCACAUUCAUUGAUAGAGUAUCUAGUUACAAACUCUUAGGGGUUAUUAUCUCUAAUGACCUCUCUUGGAAUGAACACUGUGACAGUAUCCAUAAAAAAGCUACUAAGCGAUUGUUUGUGCUGCGGACCCUCAAGAGAGUUGGACUGGGCACUAACGAUCUCGUGUUAGUCUACUGUAGUAUUGUUAGAUCCAUUGUUGAGUACGCCUCGCCAGUUUGGGCUGCGAUCCCUUUAUAUCUUGAUGAGUUAAUUGAGUCUGUACAGUGGAAAGCCCUCAAAAUAAUAUUUGGCCGGGUAGACUAUGCGGAAGCCUUGGUCUUGGCCGGCCUGGAGUCUCUUAGUGACAGGAGAGUAGGAGCUUGNAAAUUAUGUGAAUAGUUUUAAAGAUGUUUUGUUUCGUUGAAAAACCCCCCCCCCCACAUACUAACUUUUGCGGCAGAGGGGGAAAAAAAAAAAAAAAACUAUCCCCACUUUGUUUUAUAUGAGGGGGGGGGGGGGGGGAGGGGAAGACCUGUUAUACUGUCUCAUUACUCUUACACCUGCACUUUACAAGAAUCACUUCACUUAUCCUCCAUGAAAACCCUUAAUCAACCCACCUAACACAUCAUCACUACCAGUACUAACAAACAAUUCUCUAUUACUACACUUUUACUUACUUCACUGUGAAGCAUUUUCUCCUGUAUCUGACUUCUUGUACUACUGUACACUGUAUGCAUGUCCUCUCUAGCCUUUGUCAGCUUUCAAUGCAAUAUAGUACCCUCCUAUUAAUGAUGACUAUGGGUGCUUACCAGCAUUAACCAUCUGGCUGGAAAUCUUGUGCAUGAACAUUUAACAAAUAAAUUAAUUUAAAGUUACAAUUGGGAUGAGUAUGGUAUACCCGCAACAUGUUAUAUCCAAAUCAGCUGGAAAGAUGAAAAAGAGUAGAAAGCUUGUAAUCUCAUGCAUCAAAUCACACCCCAUAUUUUUUGAAGCUUUGGAAUGGUGCUGAUCCACUCUUGGGAAAGAAUUUUUACUUGACAUUUAUUCCUUAUUUCAUCUUUUUUCUUAUCUAUCCAGCAAGCAAAUAACUCUUAAUGAGACUCGUGACAAACUCAGAGAGACGUACAAACGGGUAAGAUGAUUAUAGGACUGAAAAAUAAUCAUGAUUUAAAAACAAAAAGUAUCAUUUUAAAUUGUGUUUUUUUUCAGUCAGUUUUUGUAUGAGAAUUAACUGAAAAGUAGCUUGUGGUGCCUACUUUUAUACCACCAUGCUAUGACUGGAUCUUUCGUCUUAUUUCCAAUGAAUAAAUAAAUAAAAUAAUAUUGUCUUGAAUGGACAUCCAAACUCAGCAGUAAUAAAAAUUACUGUAGGACUUUCUUCCUUAAUUUUAAAGACUCAUAAAAUUGGAUGAAAGAAUGAACUUCAAAUUUCAUCAACACAGAUAAUUGAGCUGGAAGACUCUAUUGUUCAACUGAAAGAAGAUUUGGUUCAUGAACGAGAGGAAGCACGGUUGGAGAAAGAGAAGCUGAAACAGUCUGUGGUAAGAAUUUGUCAGGACCAUGUUUCAUGUAUACUUGUAUGUAUGAUUUAUGUUGUGAGCCAUGGUGAUUACAUGACUUGUAUAAAGUUCAUGGCCAUCCCUUAGAAGACCCGUCCUUCCACCCAUAGAUAAAGACCUUAUUUAGCCUGUGUCAAAAUGCUGUCCCCCUUUUACUAAGCCCGCCGAAAUUUACCUGACUCCAAAACCCUUAAUGCCACUAUCUUUAUUGAGACAUUUUGUCCAAGUUGUUGUACAUGGUUUCAAGUUUGUCAAACCAGUCUAAUCAUAUUUUUAUUUAUGAUACAUUUUGCCAUAAUCUGAGACAAAUGAAAACAAACAAUGGACUAGUAUGAAAAUUUCAAUGGCAAAAAAAAUUGAGCAACAACAAUGCAUAAUGAUAGAUGCCCACACGCACGAAUGUAAGUGUUAACAACAUUAAAUUCUAGUUUAGAUUUCUCAGCUUCAGUGUACAGAAAUAUUUUGUUUUUUUUUUUAGGCUGAUACCCAGAAAAAAGCUGAGGAGCAGAGGAAGACAAACAUAGAAAAGAGAAAGUAAUUACCUCUAGAUAAUUAUUAUUACACAUAUAUAGAUCAAAUUUAAAAGGAAAAGGAAAAUUUGCUGGGGGAUUACAGGGUAUUUCUGCUUUGAUAUUUUUUAAUGUAUUUACUAACAUUGUUAUAAAAAUUAUUUACUGUCAGUGUACAUUUACUUACCAUAAGUAGGCUCAUUAACAGAACAAUGCAGAAUAGCAUGAACCAAACAUUAAGAAACUACCAAGUGAUUGGAUGCUGACCAAAGUCCCAAGGGAGUUGACUGUAAUUGUAUUGAGCCUGCAAAAGUCCUCAAUUGGUGCAUCUAGUGAUCUGCGUAGCCUGUGACUUUUUUUUCUGUUCAACAGAACUUAAGUUGGUCUUAACAUUUGAGUCUCAUUUGUCUGAUCAGCUUAUGUCAAUUACAUUUUAUACUGGAGGUAGAUAGUCAAGGUUUAAUGCCACCAUCUUGAUGGUGAGAGUGGAAACCCAUGCCUUGUAAAAGUUUUAAGCAGAACUGAAAAAGUUCUUAAGAGACAAAUAUUUUAGUUUGUAACAUUUUCAUUUUAGUCUGAAAGUCGUUAGCCUUUGUAUUUUCAUGAUAGUUAAAUCUUUUAGUCUGACUGUAAUAUUUUUCACUUAGCCUUUUUAGGGUUUAAACUUUUUCACCUUUAGCAUUUUAUAUUUGAUUGUAAUUAGUAGUUUUAAUAUUAUUUAAUCUUAGUCAGUGGACUUCCCUGAAAACCACUUAAUAUGAUGGGAGCCUCCUCUAUAAAGAUUAUUUAUUAUUAUCAUUAUUAUUAUUAUUAUUAUUAUUAUUAUUAUUAUUAUUAUUAUUGUUGUUGUUGUUGGUGCUUGGGUGCAGGGAAAGUGGAAGGUGGGAUUUUAAGUUGUGUUAUGUACUAUUCAUUCCUCACCUGCAGCCACUAACCUCUCAAACUUGGUAGACUGCAGUCAUUAUCAGAUGACACUCAGAUAACUUUGAAGUAGAAAGAUGUAGAGAAAUAUAAUAUAUUGUUUUUCUUCUCCAAAUUCUAGUUUAAGUGCAUGCUUAUUGGUUAUAUAAAUUUCUAAAUAAUGUGCCCAACACUUGUAGCCCAAAACAUCCUUGUAAAACUCUACAGUUGAGUUGUGUUUCUUUCCUGCAGGGAGAUUGAUAAAUUACAAGAAGAGUUGGUUGACAGUGAAUCAAUUUUGGACUCAAAGAGAAAGGUACUGGCACGUACAACCUUUAAGACUUACUAUUUACAUUAGUCAGGUAAUGGUAUAUGUAUUUGCUUAAAUUAAAAUGUAUUUUUAAUGUCUGUGAAGAGUUGUGACACUUAUCAUUACUUAACAAUGUUUAUAAAUUAAAAAGGUUAACAUUGUCAUACUCAAAAGAAUGCCACUAACAGUUUUGUUCUAGUGUUAUGUAAUUGUGACUUUUAUGUGCCAGUAAGUUUUAAAAUAAUCCUCUGUAGUAUACAUUCAAGUGAAAUGUUUUUGUUUGAUCAAUUUUACUGACAUGGGCUAUUUGGGACAUCGGUUGGGACAGAAUAAAGUAUUCUCAGUGUUUCUGUUUAUUUCUAGGUUAUAAGAAAGUUUGAAACUUCUCGUAAUAGACUGGAAGCUCAAGAAGUUCAACUGAACAGACAACUUCUGAAGGAGAUCAAAGAUAAUUCCAAUUUAACACAAGAAGGGUGAGUUGUCAAACUUUUGUAUCCACAUGUAAAGCCCUAUGUGUGCAAACGCAUGCAACAUUGUUGACCAACAACUCCCAACAUUAUUGAAUGUUACAUGUUCUGUCUGUUUGCACAUUUUGUUGCAUGUUGUUGCGCAAAGUUUGAAACUGGUCAAACUUUUGAGCCAACAACUCCCAACAUUUCUUUUGUUCUGUGAUCGCUGAAGCGUAGUACAACAAUGUUGGAUCCAUUUGCACAGCUCUUGCAACAUUGUUGGUGCCAUGCCUGCACAUUACACAUGAUCUCCAAAGUCUCAUGGGUUGUAUCAUUCCCACAAUGCACUGCAGGUUUCAACAUUGUUGGGAGUUAUUUAUUGCAUCUGUUUUCACACCACUACCCACAUUGUUAGCCCAACAGUAUUGGGAGUUGUUGUGUCAGUUUGCACAUAGCUUAACGCUUACUCAAAGAAACAUUAUUCACUAAUGAAUCUAGUGCUAAAACAUGAAUAAGAACACCACGCAAAACUGGGGGGAUCUUAAACAUAAAGCUCCCAGUGGAAAUGGUGGAGCUUUGAACUUUAGGAAGUACUAAUUUUUGAGUCUGGAUGAAAUCCUGUGGUGUGGCAAUUCAAAUGAAACCUCUUUCACAGUUGCUUCACACGGUUCCAUCCAAACCUACACCAUGGAGAGUCAUAAUAAUUUUCCAGGGGAGGAGGGUGUCAAAGGGCAAAUUUUAAAAAGGGCUAUAUUUUACUGGAAGAUGUAGAGUGCCAUGGAGGGGAGUGACGUGUCAAACCAGUAAAACUGCAUGGGGGGGGGGGGGGUUUUUGAUGGGUUUUUUUCAAGGGAAACACUUUCCAAAAGGGGAGGCUUGGCCUAAGUACAACGGAAAAAAAUGGUUUUUAGGUGGGACACCAUCAGGCAUUUAACCUUUUUGGGUUGUGUUUUGUUGGUUUAUUAGGAUAGAAAGUAAAAGUUUUUGGAAGUUUACCUCCCGCAGCUCGCCACGAACCCACCCCGAACAAAAACGAAAGGGGGGAAAAUAAAGAGGAGUGGGGGGGGGAGGAGGGAAGAAAGAAGAAAUAUAAAAAGGUGUUUUUUUGUUGGGGGGGGGGUGGGGGGGGGGGGGGGGGGGGGUAGCAGCAAAACGAGGAGGGGGGGGGGGGGGGGGGGGGGAUUAUGCAUGGAUAUUUUCUAGAGUAACACAUUACCAUAAGGGAUCGCUUGGCCUAAGUCACACGUGAAACAUGUGUUUUGAGGUUGCACACAUCAUGAACUUAAACUUUUUGGUCAUGUAUUUGUUGAGUUAUAUAGAUGCAAAGUGCAAAGUUUUCAGAAGUUUGAGGUUCGUCAAGAAGUGUGUGAUCUGUUAUGAAUUUUAAACAAGGAAAUCUCUUUUGAAUUUCAUCAUUAUAGGAUGAAAAUUGUCAAGGAGCACAAUGAAAUGACUGAGGGAUUGGAAGCCAAAAAGCGGGCGCUGUUGGCACAGCUAGAAAUGGUAUUUGUAUUUUUAUUUACUCCAUUCUUUAUAUAAAAAAAAUACAUCAGGCUCCAGUUUUUCAAAAGUUGGAUAGCACUAUCCAUUGGACAAAUCACUAUCCAGUGGACAAGUAUUACAAAAACUGAUUGUGUUAUGUGCUCGAUAUUUUGUACAAUAUUAAUUAUUAAUAGAAGGUGUUUAGACAGAAAAAAACUACAUGUAUGUAAGGUUAGCAAGAAAAUUAAGAAUGGAGAAGGACACAGUAUAGUAAAACUAAUUAUAACCGUUUAACACAACACUACGUCGCUUCAAAAGAUGCGGUCAUCACCAUUACUGACCAGUGACCAUUGUAUGGUAUGAUCAUGAAAUGGUUUGAAGGCUGCAGAAAAUAACUGGAUCAUUAAAAGGAUUAACUAUUUGUGCACUGACAUGUAAGCUACGAAAUAAAAUGAUAAAAUAAUUAACAUUCAAUAUAAUUUUCAAUGAUUCAUGUUAAUGAUGUAUAUGUUACAAUUCAAAUUUGAUUUCAGGUUAAAAAUUUUUAACCUUGGUUAAUUCUUAAUUUUCUUUAUCUUUUAGGGCUAGGAGACAUUAAAAAUUGAGAAUCAACCUAGGUUAAAUGAAAAUUAACCUGAAAUCAAAUUUGACCUGUAACAUAUAUAAACUAUUUAUGUAUGUAACACACAGUGUAUGCUUUCCCUUUUUUAACAAAAAUGGAAUGAGACUGUCUUUUUUCACUAGCUCCAGACAAAUCUGAAAGAAGCAGAAGAACAAGAAAAACAGCUAAGUUUUGAAAAGAAAUCCCUGCAAAAAGGUUUACAUUGUCUUUUAAUAAAGAUUAUAAUGUCCUAUUGGUCCAUUAGGGAAAAGCAAUUGGACUUCAGGAUACAACUCCUUACUUCCUGUUACACCUAGCAACAGUUAGUUAGAAAUAUAUGGCUGAGUCUGCAAGCGGGCAAGAUGAAGCGAAUCUUUUGUUCUGAUUGGCUACUCAAGUGGGCAAAAAGGGUUAUCUUCCCCGGGGGGAAUGUGCUGGGUAUGUGCUGCUGGCCUCUCAGAACCUCUACCCCAUCUUAGUCUAUCCUGUGGCCAAAUAUAGACCCCAUCUUAGUCACUUUUGGGAAAAUGUCAUUUUCACGAUCCCAACCUUGUAACUUUCUUUUUUUGCAUCUAACUUAUAAAGCCUUUUAACUAGGUCAUCCUGAUUUGUUUUUUCACAUUGGUUAAGUUAAAUGAAGUAAAGAUCUUCCCAUUUUUAAAUCCCUACCUACCUGAAUUUUCUGAUCCCCCUUAAUCCCGAAAAUGUGCGAUCCCAUUCUGGUAACUCUAAUGAAAAUACAGCCCCAUUGUAGUCAAUCCAGUCUCGAAAGUGCGACCCCAUCCAGUGGCGCAUCCCCGUAAGCCGAUUACAAGGAAGUACCUCCCCUACCCGGGGUCUAUCUUGCGUGCUAGAGAUUUCCCACAUCGCUGGAUAUUGGCUUCUCCUAUUUGUGUUUUUGUUGACCUUGACUUUUUCUCGGUCGAUAAAAACGAAAAAAAGUACUCGGCUAAUAUCCAGCCAACUUGACCUCAUGUCCAUAUCUUCAUCAAGAGCGUACAAUCAAAGCUAUCCUUGCGACAACUCUCAUCAGUGACCAGCUCUAUUUACGGCCACCUUUAUGAAACCCCUGUUUGAACGAUGACUUAAGCUUUGUGAUGAAAAGCUCCCGUAAGUGAUCGCGACCUCUUUUGGGAUUACCCAACUGGACUUUUCCUUUGUUUGUAAGCUCUUGUAAGCAACCAUUCAACUCAUUCUUGCACUAACAUUUGGACUUGGGGUUAUUUUUUGUCUACAAAAUUGGACGUAAAGUUUAGCCUUGUCUAUAUCAGAUAUAAAGACACUCGUUAUACAUUGUCAAAGUUCUUUUGUUUUUCCAUUAUAAAUUAUUAAUUAGUUUCUGCUCAGGCGUCCCAAGCUCACAUUACGAGUGUGUUUAUGGUUUCUAAAGCUUUCAUAAGCGACCACCCUCUAUCAUUUCAAGAUACGGUCCCUUACAUACAAGAGCUCACUCUUGUAAGCGACCAGCUCUGGUUUCAACCGCUUUCUUGAAUUUCCGAGGAGGUCGCUUACGAGAGCUUCAACUGUAUUUGAAAUCCCUAGUCUGAGUUCUGUAGAAUAAACCAGUGACUGCAUGGGGCCCAGACUGUGUAUAUUGCUUUUCAUCGAGUUUCCUUGCCCUCUGGUUUUGUUUGUUUGUUUGUUUAUUGAUCUGGGUUUGUUUGCUUUGGACAUUCUCUGAUUAAGGUUAUCUCCUUAUUUUCUUAUUUUUAUUUCUAGAUCUGGAGACUGCUAUUGAACUUCAGGAACAAGAUGCUGGGGUUGUUCGACAACAUGAAAGAAUGUAAGCACCACCCCACUAAUUAGGGCUUUUAGGAAGUUAGUCCUUUGUUAAAAGACUAAAGCAUUUCCCUUUCUUGAUCAUUUUAUAAACUGUCGUAACUUUUUCUAUUGAUUAUGUAUUGAUAUAAGAAUACUGAUGUUGGUCACUCUUUGAGUUUAAAGGGUUAUUCAGACAACCCAUUUUUCAUAAAAUUGGAACUUUAUUGAGGCUGCAAGGAUUUUAGAAUCAUAUUCAAAAAUUGCAAGGAAGUCUUUGAAUUGGGGCGGUGGGAGGGGGUAGGCGUAUGUUUUAUUAGAAAAUGUAGUUAAGAUUUUUCCACAGCUGCGCAUUAAACUAAGACCACUUGUUUUUGGUCAAAGUUAAUAUGGCCUUGGCUCCCACCAGUCGUCAGAAGGUCAUAGAGAUUUAUCCGAUUUUCCUGAGGGGAGGGGAGGGGGGAGUCUGUGCAUAGGCUAUCCUGCUGGGAGCACUUGGAUUUCUUUUUUCAGGUUUGGCAACUNCUUUCUUGAAUUUCCGAGGAGGUCGCUUACGAGAGCUUCAACUGUAUUUGAAAUCCCUAGUCUGAGUUCUGUAGAAUAAACCAGUGACUGCAUGGGGCCCAGACUGUGUAUAUUGCUUUUCAUCGAGUUUCCUUGCCCUCUGGUUUUGUUUGUUUGUUUGUUUAUUGAUCUGGGUUUGUUUGCUUUGGACAUUCUCUGAUUAAGGUUAUCUCCUUAUUUUCUUAUUUUUAUUUCUAGAUCUGGAGACUGCUAUUGAACUUCAGGAACAAGAUGCUGGGGUUGUUCGACAACAUGAAAGAAUGUAAGCACCACCCCACUAAUUAGGGCUUUUAGGAAGUUAGUCCUUUGUUAAAAGACUAAAGCAUUUCCCUUUCUUGAUCAUUUUAUAAACUGUCGUAACUUUUUCUAUUGAUUAUGUAUUGAUAUAAGAAUACUGAUGUUGGUCACUCUUUGAGUUUAAAGGGUUAUUCAGACAACCCAUUUUUCAUAAAAUUGGAACUUUAUUGAGGCUGCAAGGAUUUUAGAAUCAUAUUCAAAAAUUGCAAGGAAGUCUUUGAAUUGGGGCGGUGGGAGGGGGUAGGCGUAUGUUUUAUUAGAAAAUGUAGUUAAGAUUUUUCCACAGCUGCGCAUUAAACUAAGACCACUUGUUUUUGGUCAAAGUUAAUAUGGCCUUGGCUCCCACCAGUCGUCAGAAGGUCAUAGAGAUUUAUCCGAUUUUCCUGAGGGGAGGGGAGGGGGGAGUCUGUGCAUAGGCUAUCCUGCUGGGAGCACUUGGAUUUCUUUUUUCAGGUUUGGCAACUCAAAUGUGUCAACCUUGUUGCAGGGAGGAGUUUAACUUCGGUCUUGGGUUGGGAGUCAAGGGCCGUGCAUGAAUGAUUUGCCAGAGAUAUAGCCGACUUUUCACUAGUGACACGUCAUCAGUAUGGAAUUUCUGCGCUUGUUCCUCGGACGUCAUUUCUCGUGGAAACUAGCAGCCUCCCACGAAGACGUUCUUAGGGGUUCGUCACGCGGGGCACGAACUCGUGCGCCUGCGUGGGAGGCUAGGAAACCAGUCUUGUCGUCGUGAAAUGUGGACUGUUUUCUUAGGCUAGUGAAUGAUGUGAAUUAAACGAGUUACAGCGUUUUCAUAUCAUUUCCAACUGUCUGAAUUCAAUGCAUGCCUCUCCUGCCUUAAAUCUUUAGACUUAAGAGAGCAAAGGAAUCUUUACAUCGUCAGAAUGAAGAGUGCGCCCGAAUAAGAUCUGAAAACAUGGAAAUGGAAGACGAGAUGGGGCAGCUAGAGGAAAUCCACAGGUAAAAGAUAAAAACGUUUAUUUUACUGGUCGAAUAGCAUGUUCCUUAGACUAACCAAUACCAUUAGAAGUGAAUGUUACAAAAUUGCCUAGCGCUCACUGCUUCCUAGCUAGUCAGCCGCUUGCACUUUCGUAAGUGUUUAUUUUUACUUAUAGGUUUACGAAGCCUGCAGAACAAGCGUUACUUUUUCGCGUUUUCAGGCGAUUGAAGGCACACUUAAGGCAAGCGGGAAUGAGAGUUGAGCUCGAGACGCGCGCGACGAAAGAAAGGAUCCUGUUUUGCGCUUACCUCCUCGCGCGUGUCUGGCGCUCCGCGCACGCCCCGCGCUAGCAAAAAAUUGAAUAAACACACUCAGCUUGUAUUGAGUUUGAGGUCUCAUUUUAAACCCGUGGGUCUAGUAACGGGAUUGGGAAAUAGUAUUCAGUUUUGCUGGCGAUGGGAUAGCCUGCGUAGACAGCCGUCUCUCUUUACUCCACGCCGCUAGGGACCUCUCGCCAGGGGGAAUUUGUGCAGGCGAAACAUUUCGCCAGGGGCGGAAUUUGUACAGGCGAAACUUCCCCAGCGGCGAGGAGCGAGGAGCCUGAUCCGGCUGUUUCCGCAGGCUGGUGAUGGGAUUUUUGGAAUUCAUUUACAAAACAUUCAUGCACUAGAGAGAUACGUCGGUGGGGGCGUAGUAUUUCUUUAGGAUAGAUUAUCAAAACGUCAAAGAGAAAACACAAUCUUAUAAUUUGUGUGUUAUCGUUCCCUAUAUUGGUCUUUUUUUCAGGGCAACUGUGGAUGUGUUCACUAAAGAAAUCGAGGCUUCUAAAACAUCUUUGUCGUCUGAAAGAAAGGACAGGUGAGUAUUGCUUAAAAUAAGCCGCCCCUCUCUAAUAAGCCCUCCCCUCCUCGGGCACGUCUUGUUAUCCUUAAGUAAUAAAUGAUAGACUGUAUAAAUCAAUCACGACCGUAAAAAUUCGUGUGGGCUGAUCCGGGAUGGUUUAUUCACCAACUGGAAGAUCGAAUUUAUUUUUGAUCCUCGGCUGCAUGACCUCCAACUUCUUGUACUUGAACUUUCCUACUUUGUAUUCUAGUUGUUUAUGGAGAACUGAUACUGUCUUCUUUGCUAAAUUAAAUAAGCCUCCCGUCUCUAUUAAGCCCCCCCCCCUUUGAAAUGAUAAGCCCCCCCCCUUCAAUAGAGGUAUACUUGCUGAGUGCCCUAUAUCCUCAUGUACAGUAGCUCUUCAUCUUAACGCAAAUCUGUGGAAAAUAAGAUGUCGGUAUUUCUUUUUCUGUAGGCAAACCUUGCAGAGUAAACGUGACAACGUAACAAAGGAAGUAAACGAGUUUAAGAGUGAUUAUGGACGAUAUAUGGCAACAAUGUCGAAGAAAGUAACUGAAGGAAAAGCUGAACAUGCGAGACUAACAGAAUAUGUAAGUGUUAAAAGUAAUUCGUUACUAUAA